This is a messenger RNA of Zootermopsis nevadensis, 1932 nucleotides long. The record is from RefSeq and is a predicted model, not a curated record. NCBI's taxonomy places the organism in Eukaryota, Metazoa, Arthropoda, Insecta, Blattodea, Termopsidae.
GAACCUAGAAGGCUGAGACAAUAGAGAAAGUCAAAACGUCUGGUGCAAACAUGUCUUGCCAUACCAUUAACACGAUUUAAUCAAGUGUACUGAAGGUCUUGCAGUGGUUACCGCAGCAGUUGAAGACAACAGUCCGAGUGGAUAAUAACUGGUUUUUUCUUACACUUUUAGGCGUAUUUUAUUGUUCCCUUUGAAAUUAUGGAUAUAUAACUAUUUGUGUAAGAAAUAUUGCAUAUUUGCGUGAUUUCGUCGGGAGUUGAUUUAUUAGAGUAAAUGUGGGAAGCGUUUGUAAGCGCAAGCCACUUCCUUAUAGGUUAUGAUAAGGAAUUUAGUUACGUUUGGGAUUACUCGACUGUCAUUGAACAUAAUGGGUCAAGGAGGAUCAACAGCAACUAUCAGUAAUAUGCCAUCAUUAUUGCAUGACAUUGAUGUGCCAACUAAGAAAGCAACAUUUGCCAUGUCAUGUUUUUGGGCACCAGAUUCAUUAUUUGGCAUCCAGAAAGGUGUUAUUCGUACUCGUGUUGGAUUUGCAGGGGGUACAACAGAACAUCCUACAUACCACAAAAUAGGAGAUCACACAGAAUCGAUUGAAAUUGACUAUGACCCAAAUGAGAUAUCAUACAGUGAAUUGCUAGAUAUGUUUUGGAAGCAUCAUGACCCAACGGCAAGGACAUCAAAACAGUACACUUCAUUAAUUUUGUAUCAUGAUCAAGAGCAAAAGGAGUUGGCUGAGAGUACACUGAAAGAAGAGGAAAAAAAUAAAUCUGCGUGUAUUGUCACAAAAGUUUUACCUUCUAGAGAAUUCUAUGAUGCUGAAGAUUACCAUCAGAAAUAUCGUUUACAGCAGCAUCCAUUGCUUAUGGAAGCAGUAGGUCUGGUUCCUGGAGAUAAGCUGAAAAGCUCUCAUCUGGCUGCAAGACUUAAUGGUUAUGUUGUUGGCAGAGGUGGUGUGUCCCAGUUUGAUGCUGAAGUGUCACGUCUGGGUUUGGACGAGAAAACAGCAGAUUAUGUUCGUAAACUAGUGGUUAAAUAUGAAGGCCAAGGAUUGUUUUGCUAAUUUCCUUUUCUUAUAAGAGUAACUUGUUCAAAAUGUAGUCUUCUAAAGGAGGCCUGCACAAAUCCUGGGUGCCGUGUUGCCAUGGCAACUAGAAUUUUUUGUAUAUUACUUAGAUGGGUUUGUAUCGUUGCAUAUUAUUACAUAACAUUUUCAAAUUUGUGUCAUGUAGUUCUGAUUGUAUCAUGUAGGGGCAACUUCAGUUUUUCUGUUUGUGAUGUAUAUAUUUUCUGGUUCCUAGUUUUUGGAGAUGAUUUAAACUUGUAGAAAAUUGUGCACGCCUAUUUUAAAGUAAUGUGAAUGAAAAUAUAUAAUCUUUCAAUGCUGGUGUUUAUUAUGUGUGAGUAUUUGAAGAAAAUGAGAAUGGUUUUAAAUUGAUGUAAUAGUAAUUGAAAGUUUUUAAAUGCCAAUUAAUUUAUCAAACUGCCUUUGCAUCAGUUCUAUUUAUAUAUCUUUAUUGGCUAGACUUUAUGUAUUGCUAUGCAGUUUUAAAAUUUAUUACUACUUUAAUUCUUAAAGGUUCUUAUUUGGAUGAGCCCAGUGAGAAUGGGAGCAAGAAGAAAAAACACCAAUUUAUUGACAGAUACAUGUAAAUGGCUUUAGAAUCAAACUUUUAAUUGAAGUACCAUGAAAGUGUACAUUUAUAAGAGUUGAUUAAAUCCCCCCCAGCCAACAAAACCUUUAUAAUGAAUUUUGUGAAUUUUUACAUGCUAACAUUUGGGUAAAAUAUUUUGUUGGCAAUAAUGGCUGUUAGGAAUACAGAUACAUUAAUGGUAUUUUAAUAUUGCAAUGCAUCUCAGGAAAAUAAAUUAUGCCAAUGUACGCUAAAUAGAGGCAAUGUUCCAUUGGUUACAGUGGCAAUAAAGUGUUGAACUUUU